CAGGCAGGACUAGUUUACUGUGAGGAAGAAUGGCAGCGUGAAUGGCAGAGUUUGUUGGAAAUAGCUUCAUCUGAGCCUCGAUCUAGUUCCCAAGGAAAGUCGACUACUAGUAGUUCUCAUCAGAGAAGCACCUCGGGUUCCAUACCUGAAGACGAUACCUUCCCUAAUGUUUACGAAAGCCUGGAGGAGAUUCACGUCCUAGCCUUAGCUCACAUCCUUCGCCGUACUGUCAUUAUUAUUGCUGACACAACACUUAAAGAUGUUACUGGAGAACCACUGGCUCCAAUCCCUUUUGGAGGAAUCUACCUACCUCUGGAAUGUCCUCCUUCGGAGUGUCACCGAUCGCCGCUAUGUCUCACUUUUGAUGCUGCUCAUUUUUCAGCAUUGGUAGCAAUGGAAAAAGAAAACUAUGCAGACAAAACUACACACCCUCCAGCUGCUAUUCCAGUGAUCGAUCCUGACCACAGACUUCUUCCAGUUCAGUUUGUUGUGGAUCCUGGAGUUGAAGUUCGAUGGGGAAAUGAUGAAAAUGAUUCCUGUAUAAUGGCUAAGCUGGCCUUAACAGACAUGGACAGACUAGAGUUACUGAAGGAAUAUCUUGAUAUCACUGAGAUUCCUAUCCCAUCUGUCGACAAAUACGAAACUAUCCAGGUGUUUGAAGGUCGAGCGUCAUUACCAGUUGAACGUGGUACUCUGAGUGGAGAAGACUACCGUGUUGAAACUCUUGGUAGCAUGCUAUACUAUCACAAAAACAAAGCGGCUAAACAGCUUCAGACUGUGGCCAAACAGUUUGGUAGUAUAGGAAAGAGUAUGGGCAAGAAACUGAAAAAGAACUUUGGGAACUUUUCCCGCAGACGUAGCUCUUUUAAAGGAGAAGUUGGAUCAUUCAGUAAAAGACCUAUUUCCACUAAGAACAACAUUUUCGACACCCAGCCUGCCGGUGGAAGUGUUAUCGGUAGGAGUGGUGUCAUCAUUGCAGCAGUCCUUCAUAUAGAUAAACGACACGAGUAUCAAGAAGAAAUGAUUCGUAACUAUCUUAACUCUGCAAGAGCUCGGUUUCUACACGAAAAGGAACAGAAACAAGGCUGCAGUGAGCAGAAGGUUGAAACUACAAUACAUCCCAACUACUGUAUUAAUGAUGGUUGUAUGUCCUACAGCUCGGUAGCAACGAGUUAUCUCUGCCCCUCAUGCCACACCCAUCAGAAACUUCACGAAACAGAUCUCCCUUGCAUGGAAUUCAGAGAUAAGUUCCUGACAACUUCAGGGAAUUCUUCUUUUUAUGCUGAGAUUGACAAAUCCACAAUUUCUUCUCUCGAGAAAGUGCCCUUAGGAGUACAGUAUCCAACGGCUUUACAACAAGGACUCCAUCCAGUAAGUUCUAUCUUCAACGGGCCUGCAGAAGAGGAGUCACUUCUUUCUGAUAGACACGUAGGAGGGAAACAGAAAAGUCUCGCAGAACCAUUGUUAACAGUUCCUGGAACCAAGUAUGCAACAAUUAGUAUGGGGUGUGUAUCAACCGUGAAAUCCCGCCAGUACUUCUGAAAACCCUUGUUCCUCCAAACUCCACACAUAUAUACAGUCAAGAGGAAUGGGUAAGCUCUCCUGUUAACCCAUUGAAAACAUUCUUUAAAAGAUAUUUUAAGUAGCUAAGUCUAUUUAUGGUUCUUAUUUAUUGUUUUCUUAUGUCUUCCAGGUAAACAGUGUUUGUAUAAAUUUGCAAUUUUAUGUUGUACAAAAACAGGAGCUAUAGUAUAAUUUCAUCAACAUCACAAGUACUGUGGAUUCCUUUUUUCUUUUUAAGAUGUCAUCUGUUUUUAUAGAAAAUAUCGUGCUGUAAUGAUUUUUUACUUUUUUUUACAUGAAAACUGAUCAUUUUAUUCCUGCUGGUGAUUUUUAUGUUGAGACGUUCCUGUAUUGUACUUUUUAUACAUAUAAAGUCAUGUUUUUGUACACAUUUCUUAGCUACCUAUUGUAUUUUAAAUGAACCUAGAAGACAUUUAGAUGGUCUUGUAGCCCUUUGGUCUAUAUAUAGAAAUGCUAGUGUUUCUUCUGCACCAUUGACGUACAUACUUAGCUUAUGAUAGAAUAGAAACGAAAACAAAUGUUAUUAUUUUCUAAAUAUUUUCUUUAGUGUUUGGGCUGUAAUAUUUUUGUAUGUGGUGGUUUCAGAGAAAAAUGUCCACCCAACAAACUAAGUCUGAAGAUGUCCCCUAUUCAUAAAGUUACUUAGCUAUUAUGUUGUAUAAUACACUUCCUUUUUAUUGCACUGUAUUUUGUAAUUAUAAUGAGAAUAAUGUUAUUUUUGAGAGUUGUGUGACAGGUUUCUGUAAUUAGUGGUUCU
Molecule: messenger RNA, 2341 nt
Organism: Limulus polyphemus (Atlantic horseshoe crab)
Lineage: Eukaryota; Metazoa; Arthropoda; Merostomata; Xiphosura; Limulidae
Product: OTU domain-containing protein 7B-like
Exons: 3
Biological process (GO): protein deubiquitination involved in ubiquitin-dependent protein catabolic process; protein K48-linked deubiquitination; protein K63-linked deubiquitination
Cellular component (GO): cytoplasm; nucleus
Molecular function (GO): K63-linked polyubiquitin modification-dependent protein binding; cysteine-type deubiquitinase activity
Source: RefSeq, a predicted model, not a curated record